AUGAAGGGUUUCACUCCGAUUCAGCCUCUGACUUCUUCUUGGAAGUUGUGGAUAAUUGAGUUAGCUUUCGUCUGGAGGUGGUUUCAUGUCAUUCGGACCAGCGGUUCAGAAGAUACGACGAUUUGGUUGGACUCGACCCACCAGCUCGACCGGCCAGUUUCCAACUCGAUCGAGCUGCUUUUCCAGGAGUCAAAGGGAAUUGCUGAUUGUGAUUGUGUUUUACCACCACCUCAUCUUAUAUACCACUGUUGCAUUCCACCACAUUUCAUAUCAUAUCUUUCACACCCACACACAAAUUCUAUCAUCAGCUACCUAGUUGGAUCUAAAGUGAUUGUGUACACAGAUCAUGCUGCUAUUAGGCACAUCUAUGCUAAGAAGGAUACAAAAUCCAGGCUGCUUAGAUGGAUCUUGCUGCUCCAAGAGUUUGAUCUGGAGAUUGUGGAUAAGAAGGGAAUAGAGAAUGGGGUGGCUGAUCAUUUGUCCAGGAUGCGAAUUGAAGACAUUGUCCCUAUCUAUGAUUCUAUGCCUGAAGAACACCUAAUGGCUAUCAGGACUUUGAAGGAAGGUUUGGAGGAGAAAACCAGACUCGAUGAGGUCAAGGCUCUGCGAGAUGAGAAUUUUCCUUGGUAUGCUGAUAUAGUGAAUUACAUGGUGGCUGGAGAGGUUCCCAAUGAUUUUGAUGCCUACAAAAGGAAGAAGUUCUUUAUGGAUGCUAGGCACUACUAUUGGGAUGAACCUUAUUUGUACAAGAGAGGACCAGAUAGCAUCUACAGAAGAUGCAUAGCUGAAGAAGAUGUAUAA
Microthlaspi erraticum is the source of this 801-nucleotide messenger RNA. The record is from the annotation of a GenBank genome assembly. NCBI's taxonomy places the organism in Eukaryota, Viridiplantae, Streptophyta, Magnoliopsida, Brassicales, Brassicaceae.